Molecule: messenger RNA, 420 nt
Organism: Lottia gigantea (owl limpet)
Lineage: Eukaryota; Metazoa; Mollusca; Gastropoda; Lottiidae
Exons: 1
Source: RefSeq, a predicted model, not a curated record
AAGUAUUUUUACAAAGUCAAAAGUAUUUUUACACAGUCAAAAGUAUUUUUACAAAGCCAAAAGUAUUUUUACAAAGUCAAAAGUAUUUUUACAAAUUUAAAAGUAUUUUUACAAAGUCAAAAGUAUUUUUACAAAGUCAAAAGUAUUUUUACAAAUUUAAAAGUAUUUCUACAAAGUCAAAAGUAUUUUUACAAAGUCAAAAGUAUUUUUACAAAGUCAAAAGUAUUUUUACAAAGUCAAAAGUAUUUUUACAAAUUUAAAAGUAUUUUUACAAAGUCAAAAGUAUUUUUACAAAGUCAAAAGUAUUUUUACAAAUUUAAAAGUAUUUCUACAAAGUCAAAAUUAUUUUUACAAAGUCAAAAGUAUUUUUACAAAGUCAAAAGUAUUUUUACAAAGUCAAAAGUAUUUUUACAAAUUUAA